AGUCACGGUUAUGGUUAUUAAUGGUUUUGUUGUAAACAAUCACGAUCUGAAAAAGUUGGUGUAAGUUUAAUUGGCAUUUUUAAUUGCAUAGCUCCGACCAAAGCUUAAUCAAGUAAUAUAUUUACGAACCUUUCGACAAAGGUUAUAUGCUUAGCAAUGGAUGGCUCUAGUAAAAAGUGCUAUGAAACUGAAUUCCUUUAUAAUGAUACAACUGAAUUUUAUGCUGAUUCUGUGGAAUGGUGUCCUUUUAGUAAAUAUGCAGAUUAUUUAGCAUGUGGAACUUAUCAAUUAGAAGAAACUGAAGUGAAAUCAGAUGAAACUCAAACUCGUAAAGGAGGUGUAACCUUAUAUCGGCUCUUAUGUAAAGAAGAAAAUGUUACUCUAAGAAAAAUUUAUUCAUAUGAUUCCUGUGGAGUCUUGGAUAUGAAAUGGUGUCCACAGCUCUAUGGAAAUUGUGCAUAUCUGAUUGUAGCCUGUAGUAGUGGCCAGGUUUUAUUACUGAAAUUAGUGGAUGAGGAAAACUCUGUUUCACUUAAACUAGAAAGUUGCCAAACUCUUGAGAAAAACACAAAAAACAUGGUUUUAUCUAUAGAUCGGUCCUGUGAAUCAGAAAUGAAUAUUAUUGCUUCAGAUACUUUAGGAAGUUUGAACUAUCUGACGCUUAAAGAUAGUAGUUUACUCUUGCUAAAUCGUUGGAAGGCACACAAUUUUGAAUCUUGGAUUUGUGCAUUCGAUUAUGCCCAACCUCAUAUGUUAUUUUCAGGUGGAGAUGAUUGCUGUUUUAAAGGAUGGGAUUUAAGAAGUUUAUCAUCUAGUAUUUUUGUUAAUAAAAGGCAUUCUAUGGGUGUGACUGCAAUAUCAAAGAGCACAAAAAGAGAACAUUUGUUGGUAACUGGAAGCUAUGAUGAAAAUAUAUUCUUGUGGGACACAAGAUCAAUAAAAUCCCCACUCUCUGAAGUAUUAGUCGGAGGUGGUGUGUGGAGAUUAAAAUGGCAUCCCUACAAUCCAGAUUAUUUACUGUCAGCCUCAAUGCACAAUGGAUUUCACGUUUUGUCUGUAACAAGUGAUAGUUUGAACAUUAUAAGUGACUAUAAAAAACAUGAAUCUUUGGCCUAUGGAGUUGAUUGGUGUUGGCUGAAUGCUCAGAAUGACGAUCCAUUGAAGGAAUUUAACUCAAGUUCGAACAAAAGCAAUUUUGUUGCUUCUUGUUCUUUUUACGACAAAUUAUUGCAUGUUUGGAAAAUCAAUUUGUAAUAUUUCAGUAAA
Parasteatoda tepidariorum (common house spider) is the source of this 1266-nucleotide messenger RNA. RefSeq names its product diphthine methyltransferase. Gene Ontology annotation, biological process: protein histidyl modification to diphthamide. Lineage: Eukaryota; Metazoa; Arthropoda; Arachnida; Araneae; Theridiidae. Gene Ontology annotation, molecular function: protein binding; diphthine methylesterase activity. Gene Ontology annotation, cellular component: cytoplasm. The record is from RefSeq and is a predicted model, not a curated record.